Messenger RNA from Onychomys torridus (southern grasshopper mouse), 431 nucleotides. RefSeq names its product peptidyl-prolyl cis-trans isomerase NIMA-interacting 4-like. The coding region runs from base 16 to 411 and encodes 131 amino acids. The record is from RefSeq and is a predicted model, not a curated record. The transcript has a single exon. Gene Ontology annotation, biological process: rRNA processing. Lineage: Eukaryota; Metazoa; Chordata; Mammalia; Rodentia; Cricetidae. Gene Ontology annotation, molecular function: peptidyl-prolyl cis-trans isomerase activity; DNA binding.
ACGGAAGCUUAAGAGAUGCCGCCGAAGGGGGAAAGUGGUUCUGGAAAAGGGGGGAAAGGAGGUGCAGCCUCUGGAAGCGACAGUGCUGACAAGAAGGCUCAGGGCCCUAAAGGUGGUGGCAAUGCAGUAAAGGUCAGACACAUUCUGUGUGAAAAACAUGGCAAAAUCAUGGAAGCCAUGGAGAAGUUAAAAUCUGGAAUGAGAUUCAGCGAGGUGGCUACACAAUACAGUGAAGAUAAAGCCAGGCAAGGGGGUGACUUGGGAUGGAUGACCAGAGGGUCCAUGGUAGGACCGUUUCAAGAAGUCGCAUUUGCCUUGCCUGUAAGUGGGAUGGAUAAGCCUGUGUUUACAGACCCACCUGUGAAGACAAAAUUUGGGUAUCAUAUUAUUAUGGUUGAAGGGAGAAAAUAAAGUCACACGGAAACCUGAAA